AUGAAGAAUUUUUCAUUUCCUAUGCAGGAUAGCACACAUCAGACUGAAAGUCCUUCUACUCACAGAUUCCUGAGUUUGACAAAUAAGUCAGAUCCUGUUGGAAGACCAGAAAGAGAUGAGCAAUUAGCUCAAGUAGAGAUUGCUGUACUGGGGGUGAUAUUUCUGACAGCGUCUGUGGGCAAUUUUAUUCUCAUUUUGGUGCUGUGGAGAAGAAGAAAGAAGCUCUCUAGGAUGUAUGUAUUCAUGCUUCACCUCAGCGUAGCUGACUUAGUGGUAGCCUUUUUUCAAGUACUGCCUCAGCUUAUAUGGGAUAUUACAGAUGUUUUCAUAGGGCCAGAUUUCUUGUGCAGAAUUAUCAAGUAUCUACAAUUGCUGGGCAUGUUUGCCUCCACUUACAUGAUAGUGGUCAUGACAGUGGACAGAUAUCAAGCAGUUUGCUACCCUAUGGUCACUUUCCAAAAGAAGAGAGCUCUGUGGAACAUUCCCAUUUGCACCAGCUGGUCUAUAUCCUUGAUUCUUAGCCUACCACAGGUAUUUAUCUUUUCUAAGACUGAAAUAUCUCCAGGUAUCUUUGAAUGUUGGGCUGAAUUUAUUCAACCGUGGGGCCCUAGGGCAUACGUGACUUGGAUUUUUGUAGUUAUAUUCUUCAUUCCCUCAGCCGUCCUUAUCACAUGCCAGGUUAAGAUCUGCAAAAUAAUCAAAAGAAAUAUAUAUGUGAAAAAACAGAAUGAAUAUGAAGUAACAAAUCAGAAGCAAGUCCUGCCAUCCCGAGCAAGCAGUGUGAACUGUAUUUCAAAGGCUAUGAUCAAGACUGUAAAAAUGACAGUGGUGACGGUUGUUGCAUAUGUUCUCUGCUGGUCACCUUUCUUCAUUGCACAGCUGUGGUCUGUGUGGUUCCCAAGUGUCAUUACUGAAGGUUCAGCAUUCACCAUUAUCAUGCUUCUUGGCAAUUUAAAUAGUUGUACCAACCCAUGGAUUUACAUGUAUUUUUGUGGCCACAUCCCAUAUUGCACAAAUAAGCAGCUGGAGAACACCUCAGCUCAAGAAGAGUCGGUGAUCACAGGAAGCAUUCAUCUUGUAGACAGAGACCCUGAGGAAAACAUUACUUCUGCAUAAAUGUUGAACGCUUUUUCUUGUUUUGUUACAUUUGCCAUGUUUGCAGGACAUAUCAAUAUUUUACCAUCGUAUCUUGUUUUGUGGAUAAGGAAGCUGGAAAAUUGCCUUUUGUUGUAUAAAUAUAUUUUUCUGCAGUUCUGUAGCAUAUGCAGAAGUUUCUGUGUUGUGCAAACUUGAAUCAAUACUUCCAUCACCACUGUGUUAUCAAAAUGAAUUCUUGUAAAGACUGGCAAAGAUACAUAAAGUAUCUCAGAUAUUUCAUGUCAUAAACUACUUCUGUGAUUCUGGAUUUCUAAGUAACAAUUUUCUAUAACUUAACGCAACAAAUUGAGACAUAGUUGGAAAGGAAUCUGACAUAAUUAGACUUGAAUAUGUUUUUAAAUUGAAUUGUUUGUGAUUCUAACGUGAUUGGGGGACAGCUUGACAAAUCUUGAGAAAUAAGCAGAAAGUCCUUUUUUUUUUUUUUGGCCAGCUGUAAUUAAUACCUGUUUUUAUUAACUCCUUAUAUACAUGUAUAAAAUUCUGAGCAGCUUACAGUCCUUUUAUAAAAAAGAAUUCAGUUUCCUUGUGACACUGACAACCUACUUCAGUGUCUGAUACUGUUGUGAAUCACAGAAGGUCAGCAGCACAGUGAUGUUCCAGGUUUGUGGCUUCCUAUUACAAAGCCGUCAACACGGGAUUUGAUCUCCCACGCAUUUCUUGAUGUGCAAGCAGUUAGCUGAAACUCUCCACACAUAUAAACAUGUAUACAUGCCUCAAAUAAAAAUAAGCACUAGGAGUGUACACUCCCAUUUGGCAUUCUGCGUAUUUUUACGCAGGUUGUAUUCAGACCUAUUUGUUCUGGCCUGUGGUUUAUUGACAGAAUGUGCUCAGAACCCCUUCAGGUUCUAAUUCAAUCAUUUCACCUUUGUGGUAAAAAUAAAUCUGCAUAUCUUUAUUUCAAAA
Cygnus olor (mute swan) is the source of this 2061-nucleotide messenger RNA. Its product is annotated as arg8-vasotocin receptor-like. Gene Ontology annotation, biological process: G protein-coupled receptor signaling pathway; positive regulation of vasoconstriction; regulation of systemic arterial blood pressure by vasopressin. Lineage: Eukaryota; Metazoa; Chordata; Aves; Anseriformes; Anatidae. Gene Ontology annotation, molecular function: vasopressin receptor activity; peptide binding. The transcript is spliced from 2 exons. Bases 1 to 1116 code for a protein of 371 amino acids. Gene Ontology annotation, cellular component: membrane. The record is from RefSeq and is a predicted model, not a curated record.